UGGGCCUGAAGCACGUGGGAGGGCGCUGGCAGGACUGACGGCCUCCGUCUCCAGAUCUGGUCUCCUCGGCUUGGCCCACUCCCGGCUUCCGGCCCCGCAGACACCACCUGCCUCCUGCACCUACAAGCGGGAGGACGACGCGCCAGCUGCUGCCGGCCUCCCGGCGUGCCCAUGAUCUCCCUGUGCCUUUCGACUCUGCGAGGCCUCCACAGAGCUGGUGGCUCCAGGCUUCAGCUGAGAAUGACACUGGGAAAGGAGCUGGCUUCUCCUCUUCAAGCUAUGUCUUCCUACACUGCGGCUGGCAGGAAUGUUCUCAGAUGGGACCUUUCUCCAGAGCAGAUCAAGAUGAGGACGGAGCAGCUCAUAGCACAGACCAAGCAGGUGUAUGACACCGUGGGGACAAUCGCCCUGAAAGAAGUAACUUACGAGAACUGUCUGCAGGUGCUGGCUGACAUAGAAGUGAAGUACAUAGUGGAAAGGACCAUGCUGGACUUCCCUCAGCACGUGUCAUCUGACAGAGAAGUGCGGGCUGCAAGCACAGAAGCAGACAAAAGGCUUUCUCGUUUUGACAUUGAGAUGAGCAUGAGAGAAGAUGUGUUUCAGAGAAUUGUUCAUUUACAAGAAACAUGCGAUUUGGAGAAGAUAAAGCCUGAAGCCAGGCGAUACUUGGAAAAGUCAAUUAAAAUGGGAAAAAGGAAUGGACUCCAUCUUUCACAACACAUAAGAAAUGAAAUCAAAUCAAUGAAGAAGAGAAUGAGUGAGCUAUGCAUUGACUUCAACAAGAACCUCAAUGAGGACGACACUUCCCUUGUAUUCUCCAAGGCUGAACUUGGUGCUCUUCCUGAUGACUUCAUUGACAGUUUAGAAAAAACAGAUGAAGACAAGUACAAAGUUACCUUAAAGUAUCCCCACUACUUCCCUGUCAUGAAGAAAUGCUGUGUCCCUGAAACUCGAAGGAAGAUGGAAAUGGCUUUUCAUACCAGGUGCAAACAGGAAAACACCGCGAUUCUGCAACAGCUCCUCCCGCUGCGAGCACAAGUGGCCAAGCUGCUGGGCUAUAACACCCAUGCUGACUUUGUCCUUGAGCUGAACACUGCGAAGAGCACCAGCCGCGUGGCCGCCUUUCUAGAUGAUUUAAGCCAGAAAUUGAAACCCUUGGGUGAGGCAGAACGGGAGUUUAUUUUGAGCCUGAAGAAGAAGGAAUGUGAAGAGCGAGGUUUUGAAUACGACGGGAAGAUCAAUGCAUGGGACCUCCAUUACUACAUGACACAGACAGAGGAGCUCAAGUACUCGGUGGACCAGGAGUCCCUCAAGGAGUACUUCCCCAUUGAGGUGGUCACGGAAGGCUUGCUAAGCAUCUACCAGGAGCUGCUGGGACUUUCAUUUGAACAAGUGCCCGAUGCUCAUGUUUGGAAUAAGAGCGUUUCACUUUACACUGUGAAGGAUAAAGCUACAGGAGAGGUCCUGGGCCAGUUCUACCUGGACCUCUAUCCAAGGGAAGGAAAAUACAACCAUGCAGCCUGCUUCGGUCUCCAGCCAGGCUGCCUUCUCCCUGAUGGCAGUCGGAUGAUGUCUGUGGCCGCCCUGGUGGUCAACUUCUCUCAGCCUGUAGCAGGUCGGCCCUCGCUCCUGAGACAUGACGAAGUGCGGACUUACUUCCACGAGUUCGGUCACGUCAUGCAUCAGAUCUGUGCGCAGACUGACUUUGCACGAUUCAGUGGAACAAACGUGGAAACUGACUUUGUAGAGGUGCCGUCACAAAUGCUUGAGAACUGGGUGUGGGACGUUGAUUCCCUGCGAAAACUGUCACAGCAUUAUAAAGAUGGACACCCUAUCACAGACGAGCUGCUCGAGAAGCUUGUCGCUUCUAGGCUGGUCAACACAGGUCUUCUGACGCUGCGCCAAAUUGUUUUGAGCAAAGUUGACCAAUCUCUCCAUACCAAUGCGACUCUGGAUGCCGCGAGCGAAUACGCUAAAUACUGCACAGAAAUUUUGGGAGUUGCAGCUACGCCAGGCACAAAUAUGCCAGCUACUUUUGGACACUUGGCAGGAGGGUAUGAUGGCCAAUAUUAUGGAUACCUUUGGAGUGAAGUGUUUUCCAUGGACAUGUUUCACAGCUGUUUUAAAAAAGAGGGGAUCAUGAAUCCAGAGGUUGGAAUGAAAUACAGAAACUUAAUCCUGAAGCCUGGGGGGUCCCUGGACGGCAUGGACAUGCUCCAGAAUUUCUUGCAACGUGAGCCAAACCAAAAAGCAUUCCUAAUGAGUCGAGGCCUGAAUGGUUCGUGAGCCAGGGAUCCUGGGAGCUGUCCAUGUCUGGAGGACAAGUCAACACCGUCAUGUGGUGCCGGCCUGGAGACUGAAGAGAGUUUUACAAAAGAAAACUUAGAUUUCUAUUGAUUUGCUUUUGUUUUUUAAUUUUAAAAAUUAUACAGAUGUAAAUGGAAUUAUAAAUACUGUGACCUAAGGAAAGACCAACUAAAAAUAAUUGUACUAUAAAGUUUCAUAAAAAUGGAUUUGAUUUCUUUUGAUAAAAGUUUCAUAUGAAUGUAAUUUGAUUUUUUUUUACAGUUAUAAUCCAGAUAAUAUAAUGUAAGAGGGCUAAGACAUUUUAAAUUGAAUCACAUACAUGAUAUAAUUUGAUCCUUCUUAUAUCUUGAAGUUUUAUACUUGUGAUCUCUGGACUGAUAAAUGAAUCAUCACAUUCUCUCUGGUAAA
Messenger RNA from Rattus rattus (black rat), 2715 nucleotides. RefSeq names its product neurolysin (gene Nln). The record is from RefSeq and is a predicted model, not a curated record. Gene Ontology annotation, cellular component: mitochondrial intermembrane space. Gene Ontology annotation, biological process: proteolysis; peptide metabolic process. NCBI's taxonomy places the organism in Eukaryota, Metazoa, Chordata, Mammalia, Rodentia, Muridae. Gene Ontology annotation, molecular function: metalloendopeptidase activity. The transcript is spliced from 13 exons. The coding region runs from base 172 to 2286 and encodes 704 amino acids.